CGUUUUGAUUGAGUUUCUUUUUCAGGAAAAUGAAAGUAAAGACCUCAGUUUUUCUCUAAAUGAGCGCGAUGAGAUUCACACCUGAAGAGAGGGAUAAACAGAUCAGCCGAGACCCUCUGUUGUCCGACAGACCUGGUCCAUGAGUCUUCAGAUUGAAGAUGUCUGCCAAUACCAUCGUUUUCUUUGACCUGGAAACCACUGAAUUAGACACAUCAGUUUGUGAUCUGGUCCAGAUUUCAGCGGUCUGUGGCGACCAGUUCUUUAAUAUGUACACUGUUCCCUGUCGGCCCCUGUCGGAUGGUGCCUCCCAGGUGACAGGAUUCUCAGUGCAGGAUGGCCGUCUGUUCCUGCAUGGGGUUAUGAUGUCCACUGUCCCACUGCGGGAUGCCUUGUCCUACUUCCUGUCUUACCUCCAGUCUUUCCGGUGCCCCAUCCUUCUGGCAGCUCACAAUGCCCAUCGGUUUGACGCUCUAGUGAUCAGAAGAGUGCUGCAGCACUGCGGCUUGUGGAUGGACUUCCAGAGGCUUGUGUCAGGUUUUGUCGACACCUUUCUACUCAGCAGACGGCUUUAUCCAUGUCUGGAAGGAUACUCACAGGAGUACCUGGUCCGAAACUUCCUAGGAAAGACUUACACCGCUCAUAAUGCCGCAGAGGACGCCAGGAUGCUGCAGGAGCUGUAUGAGCUCUGGAGUCCAAACAGAGAGGAUGUGCACUACUGCACCUACAGGACAUGAACAGCUGCUGGUACUGAAAGUACUCAGAUCCAAUUCAGGACAAUUUAAGGUGAAGAGUGUAAGAUUUAUCCUGCAGCUUCAGGACAGUUUAACAAAACCAUUAGCAAAGCAGCGAUGAAAAAGUGUCUUUUGGUCAGUGUGGUGGUUUAGUAAGUACUGUAAAUACAAUAAAUAUGGUCUGGGACCUUCAGGUCUUGAUUCAGGGCUUCAGAUGCAGAACAUUAGAUGUCAUUGCAUUAAAUAAUGGGUAAAUAAUAAGAUAUGUUUAUUUGUCCUUCACAGGAAAAUUGUUUUCACAUACCAUACAGCCACAAGAAUGCAGAACAUCACUCACAAUCAUAUGACAUGCCACAAACCUCACAAAACAGCAAUUUCACAACCUGCCACCACACACAUAUCCAUCUAACACAUUACAAUCUUUUUAAUGGUUUAUUCAGUUCUGUUAUUGCAUCUGGAAUGACAUUUUUGCUGAAUUUAAAUUUUCUUCAGUUUAGUGACAUGUAGCAGUGACCAGAAGGAAGGAGUAUAAAAUAUGGAUUAAUUUUGUGGCUGUUCCAAAUUAAUUUUUCUCCAGAUUUAACCUUUCUGAUCAUGUAGAUGUUCAAUAAAGCAUCAGAUUAAAGUUGAGGGUUAUAAUAUCAGAAACAG
Messenger RNA from Sphaeramia orbicularis (orbiculate cardinalfish), 1382 nucleotides. Its product is annotated as DNA polymerase III PolC-type-like. Gene Ontology annotation, cellular component: cytoplasm. The transcript has 3 exons. Gene Ontology annotation, biological process: DNA catabolic process. Gene Ontology annotation, molecular function: 3'-5'-DNA exonuclease activity; nucleic acid binding. The coding region runs from base 159 to 734 and encodes 191 amino acids. The record is from RefSeq and is a predicted model, not a curated record. Lineage: Eukaryota; Metazoa; Chordata; Actinopteri; Kurtiformes; Apogonidae.